Gregarina niphandrodes is the source of this 891-nucleotide messenger RNA. RefSeq lists its product as hypothetical. Lineage: Eukaryota; Apicomplexa; Conoidasida; Eugregarinorida; Gregarinidae. The record is from RefSeq and is a predicted model, not a curated record. Bases 1 to 891 code for a protein of 296 amino acids. The transcript has 2 exons.
AUGUGCGUUAAGGGGAAGCCGAAGCUGAAGAUCGUGGAGUCUCGGUUGAUGGUAGAAGGCCCGGAUGGGGCGAUGGUACCCCUGGCGUCGUCGGAGUGUUUCGCGACUGAAAAGUGGGGGGUGGUUAGUUGCAAGAGCGACCUGGUCGAAGACAAGGAUCAUUGUUGGGCAUGGAACGAUUUUGCUGGCAAGAUGUUCGCCCAACGUACUUGCCACCUGUCUGGACCGGACCCAAAGAAGACAUAUGCUAUCCCGGAAAUAAACGUUGUGAAGCUGCGGAAUUUGGUGGAGAACUGUGUGCUGCCUGUGGAAGAGUUGAAGGAGGUGGAGAAAGAGGUGCUAAGCAUCCUAGGGGACAAGGGUUGGUAUAUUGCCAACGAUGACCAGGUCUACGUGUACAUGGGAUUCCGCAAAAGCUUCCUGAAGAUACGCGAGGGUCUAAGACCGAUCGUCGUGCCGUGGUGCCCACAGCUCGAGCGCCGCAGCCACAAAAGCCCUGUGGGCAACGUUGAACUAGGCAGCGUGCGUCAGGAAGCUGAGAAACGCACACGACAUUACUUUGAGAAACUCAAGGCCGUGACACGUGCGGAAGUGCGCUUUACGACCGAACAUUCGGGCGACACGACCGACGACGAGAUCGACACUGAGCCGGCGGCACAAAGAUCCGCGGACCACUGGCCGGGUGGAGCCUGGGAGACUGCUUCCACCUGGGUGUUGCCCCCGCGACAUGACCCUUCGCUCUUCCUUCCGGGGGCGAUGAACCGUGCUCCGGCGAGGUCUCUGAGCUGUGCCGCGGACACUGGGAAGCCGGACCUGCCCGCUGUUGUACCCGUCCGCGGCCAGUGGCGGUCCUCAUCCGGCAGGACACCCGCGCCUCAGGCUCCUACGUGA